Pelmatolapia mariae (spotted tilapia) is the source of this 3061-nucleotide messenger RNA. It is a transcript of the gene fancb, whose product is annotated as FA complementation group B. The transcript has 8 exons. The record is from RefSeq and is a predicted model, not a curated record. The coding region runs from base 135 to 2693 and encodes 852 amino acids. Gene Ontology annotation, biological process: positive regulation of double-strand break repair via homologous recombination; replication-born double-strand break repair via sister chromatid exchange; interstrand cross-link repair. Gene Ontology annotation, cellular component: Fanconi anaemia nuclear complex. Lineage: Eukaryota; Metazoa; Chordata; Actinopteri; Cichliformes; Cichlidae.
ACAAAAGUUGACACAAGUAAAAUGAGCGUGUAUUUAAACCUGUAACACCACCGUAAUGAAAGUGACAGUUCCGAAGUUUACAUUAACGUAGACUAAAGGUCUCAACAAGGCGGAAACGGACCCUUCUCUGCUGCAUGAUGGAGAGUGUGCUCUCGGAAGAUUUGUAUCGAAAUCCCCAUCGGCUCUCCCACUGUGGAAAGACUAUCUCAUUUAACUGCAAACGGGCUCCGGGCACAAAUGACAAUGAAGGAAGCGAGUUAAUAUUCUGCAGUCUUUCAUUUGAACGGGAAGGGAACGCGUUUCUGAAGGCAGCUGACGGAGCGGCUGUCAUCAGCAGGAAAAGAUUAGCUCGUGUGGAUAUUGUGAAAUGUAAAAGCGUCACGGACGCUCAGAAGAGAGCCACCGCGCCAUGUGUUUUAGUGAUAAAGAAGAGUGAGAAAAGAAGCAGUUUUCAGUAUAGUCUUCUCACACUGAGCUCCUCAAACCGACUGGAGCCCUGUGUGGAGUUUAAACUCCCUUAUCAAAUGAAGGGGGAUGUGUAUAUUCUCCAGGGUCCAACUGUGUUGUGGAGGCAUGAAGGUGGUGUCCUUUAUACAUCCCCGCAGGCAGAAGGAGUGAGACAGGUUCCCAUUCAUUUCUCCCACUGUGUUGCAGGUGAACUCCCUCUCCAUAAAGGACAGGUGUUUGUUCUCGGACUGCAAAAGCUUCCAGAAGAGUCCACUAGCCAAACCCUUGGCUAUUUUGUUGAAGAUGGACAAGUGUUUGAUGGCAGUGUGAUUUUACCUCAUCUAUACAUUAGCAUCACACAGUGCAUCUUGGUGGUUGCGGCUGACAGAGUGGAUGGUGUGCUUAAAUGUGAUGUAGUUGCAGCAACAUCUAAUCGGCAACUUGUUUAUUUUGAGAAUGGAGUAGUAAAAGAUGUUUGUCAGUUACCCUUUGAGCAACCUGAAAAUAUUCAGGUAGUUAACACAGGAAGAUAUGGUUGUCUGUUUGCUGUAUCCUUUUGUGAGGGGCAUGUUUGCACCAUAUGGAAGGAAACUUUUCAGAUAGCUGCCCUCUGGUCAAGUGUCAGCUCCAUCCAUGUGGAUGACUUCCUGGGGUGUGGAACAGACCAGAUGCUGCUGGUUUUUAAGGAUCGAGUUAUAGCAUUGGAAGAAUUCCUCAUCACUGACCUUUGUGGUAUUUCAUUUUCUCAUUGCCAGGACACCGAAGCACCAAAGACAUCCCCUCCUCCACCAGAGAACUAUCUCCUUACACUUAAAGCUUUGGAAUCAAGACUGCAGAGUGGAUUGACCGUGCUUCAAGAGCUUCAGAGAGAAGUGACAGUGAAGGAAAGCGUUCUACGGCAGUCGGUCAAAGCCCUUACUGAUGUGGUCUCAGAAAGAGAGCCUGUUCUCACACAGCACGAGCAGGAAGGGCUUAUUGCUCUGUGGGACUCUGAUGAUGAGUCAAAGAACGAGGCCUUGGAUGACAAGAUUCACGACAUUCCAGCGGUGUCUUCAAAACCUCGAAUUGACAAGCUGUGGCAUCGCACCACUGAGGGCCGAAUAGUUGUGGGAGUGAUACUAACUACUGACAGAUCAGCACCAGUGACCAAUGUGAGCUUAUCCAUCCUGACAGACACGGGCCAGUGCUCAAGGCCCGCAGUCAUCCAGACCCAGAGCCAAGUGUUCUGGCUCCCUGCGCCCUGCUCCUCGCCAUCAUCAUCCUCCUCCUCUUCCUUCUCUGCCUCCACAUUCCCAGAGCCCCCAGCCAAAAAAAGCAAGCAGCACAACGCCAACAGCACCAAUGAUCUCAACGCAUGCAGAGUGGCUGUGACUGCGGUGACCAAGCUGACACCUCUGUUGAACUCUGGCCGUGUCAAGUGCCAUGUCAUGCUCCAUUACAUCCAGACACCAGAUGCUUUUUCCCUCAUGAGCAACCAAAGACCAGUUGUGUUGCACUGUGGCCAAGUUGCUUUAGACAUUCAGAACAAUUUGCACACCGAGCUGCUUAAAACUCCCCAACUCAUAGCAGAUGAGGUUAGAGAGGACUUCCUGAGUCUUUUAGCUGUGCUGGAUAACUGGGUCUUCCAUAUAGACUCUCCUGAAUACAGCUUAGGUGACAUAAAUGGCUGGAUUCAAAAAAGAGUGGGUUGUAAGAAGAUAGAAGUGAGCCCUCAGUAUCUACUAUUAAAUUCUUCAGGACCAUCUGCUCUCAUGCUGCUGAACUGGCAUCAGAUAACCCCUUUCCAGGGAGAGCUGCAUGUCCAUUCCAGCCAGUUACAGAUGUUCCAGUUCUUGGACUCUCUGCUGGCGUACCUCCCCGAGUCCUGUUCCAUCCAGCCUCUCAAAGGUGCUGGAGGUCAGGGUGCAUCUAAAAUGUUUGCCUUAGCGCUGGAAAAAGAGCUGGUGUCUCUCAGAGAGUAUGCUUCAUUACUACUCUGCGAAGAAGAUGAAGAGAAGCUAAACGAGAAGUGCUUUGGAUAUAAAGAAACCCCUGAUGCAGGUUCUGUAGAGGGGCUCCAGAAGUGUAGAGCGAUGUGCCAGAGGGACUUGGAGAGGAGCAAUAUGAAGUUGAGCCCCCUGGUGGAUGUGGGGCAGUAUCGUAGGCUGAUCCAAAGCAUGUCUAAAAUCCAACUUAAUGGGGAUUUGGCAGCACUCUUAGACAUUCAGUUUUCUCCACUAAUGUGCUGCAAUGGUUUUCAUGGUUAAAAAUCCCACCUCUAAGUAGCUCUUUAUUUCUUUAUUGUGUCUGGUGUAAUGACUAAAAAGAUACAUUUUACCACAAAUGAGAACCUAGCCGCUCUGCACAGCCUCUUUGUAUUUAUACCUUUCUAGUGUCUAUUGAUAAAAGCCUCAGCCCAUUUCAAUUGGACCAUGUGGGAAUCUUAAAAUGACACCUUUAUGAUGCAGCCCUCUGUUUAAUUUAUUCUUCUAUUCAUGUCCUUUUAGACUAAUGUGUUCAAAAAUGCCCUUUUAUGUCUGUUGCUGCCUGCAGCCACAUGCUAGACAGAGAUCACUUUCAUCCAGGAGUCAGAAACUGUUUGUGUUAUGAAUAAAGACACCACAUGAUGGUUUUG